Molecule: messenger RNA, 894 nt
Organism: Brassica napus (rape)
Lineage: Eukaryota; Viridiplantae; Streptophyta; Magnoliopsida; Brassicales; Brassicaceae
Exons: 5
Coding region: 71-745 (224 amino acids)
Biological process (GO): female meiotic nuclear division; male meiotic nuclear division
Source: RefSeq, a predicted model, not a curated record
AAUAGGUACAUGGUAUCUCCUGAAUUCAACACAUUCACACAACGAACAUCUCAUAAAGAAAAUAAAAACAAUGAGUGAGCUUUUCGACUCUCUCCCCACUUGGGAUCUCCAUAACCUUGGAUCAAUCUUCAACCAAAACUUCAACUUAGAUGCAUGUUACAACAUUGAUGAAUCGCCGGAGCAUAUACUCCGUUCGCCGGAGGUGGAUAUUAUCGGUGACGUAUCCACCGGCUACCUCGAAGACGCACUCAUCAAAUUCAGUGUGAAAAGCAAGCGGAGACGUCUUUCGUUCAACGCCGAGGACAAACCAAAUAAUCACUUUGACAAUUAUCAGAAUGAUUGGAGAAUCUCUGAGAAUUAUAGCUGCACGAGUAGUCAGUUUGCAGAUGAAUCUCCAAAUUCAUCCAUCAAUAUUUUUUCAGAAUCUUCAAAUCAGCCGAAACACUCUUUCGAGCCAUCUUCAUCCACUUCAGAGAAACAUUACUGUGACAAUAAGAAGAGAGUGGUGUAUCCAUUUGGACUGGUAAAACCAGGUGGUCGAGAAGAAGAUGUAACCCUAAACGACAUAAACAAGAAGAUUCUCAUGCCGUCGGCUCGGCCAGUUCGGCAUCCGGUUGGAGCCUUUGCAUGCCGUCCGUGUCUCUCUGCUCAUGGACCGGGUCUUUCAGGCAAAGCCGUGGUUGCUUUCACAAAGAUACAAACAUCAGGGAGGGGUACAAUUACUAUAAUAAGAACCAAGGGAUGAGAUAUGUAAUACUAGUACCUAGACAGGGCAGUCUUUCUAGAUAGUAAGUAGUGUGUACUCGAGAUGAUGAGACAACGUUAAUCAUUGGUUGUCAUGUUUAAACGUCUUCGUGUAUAUAAUGAAAAAAUGGUUAUGCGUUUUUCUGUUUU